This is a messenger RNA of Phaeodactylum tricornutum CCAP 1055/1, 459 nucleotides long. RefSeq lists its product with no specific name. The annotation marks the transcript as partial. The transcript has a single exon. The record is from RefSeq and is a predicted model, not a curated record. NCBI's taxonomy places the organism in Eukaryota, Bacillariophyta, Bacillariophyceae, Surirellales, Neidiaceae. Gene Ontology annotation, biological process: riboflavin biosynthetic process; FMN biosynthetic process. Gene Ontology annotation, molecular function: riboflavin kinase activity.
CUAAGACUUCGUGGAAAAGUUGACAGUGGGUAUGGUAGAGGUGGCAAGAAACUUGGUUUUCCCACAGCAAAUUUGCCUUCUCGGCUUUUUCAGAACGCGCUUCAAGACGUCCCUGCUGGUGUUUACUUUGGCUGGGCGCUGUUGGAAAGUGAUGAACUGGCGGCUCCAGGGCGAAAUAUUGCGCAUAAGGCAGUGGUCAAUGUUGGCUUCUCACCAACUUUUGAAGGACAAGAAAAUGCUGAAAAAAUUGUGGAAGCACAUUUGAUGGCAGAAGAACCUCUAACAGACUUCUACAACGAAACAAUGCGUCUGCAACUUCAUGGCUUUCUACGGCCCGAAAUAAAGUUUUCAUCGUUUCCGGACUUGAUUAAGCAAAUAAAUGCCGACGUAGUCGAUGCCAAGGAGGCAUUGGAUGUGUCACCAUUUGUUGGCUUCAAGUCGGAUUUAUUUUUCUCCCAG